AUGGCAACAGGCGUGACAUUUGACACGAGCAUGGGCUCAUUUACUGUCGAGCUCUACGACUCGCAUGCUCCCAAGACGUGCAAAAAUUUUGCGACGCUCGCACAGCGCGGUUACUAUAAUAAUGUCAUAUUUCACCGCAUCAUACCCAACUUCAUGGUCCAGACUGGCGACCCUACCGGCACUGGGAGGGGAGGAAGUUCUAUCUACGGCGAGAAAUUUGAAGACGAGAUUCGCUCAGACCUGAAACAUACUGGAGCAGGGAUAUUGAGCAUGGCAAAUAGCGGGCCCAAUACCAAUGGGAGUCAGUUUUUCGUCACAUUGGCGCCGACUCCCUGGCUCGACGGAAAACAUACAAUAUUCGGUCGCGUAAAGAGUGGGAUGAGGAUAAUCCAGCGCAUGGGGCUUGUGAAAACGAACAACGAGGACCGGCCGAUGGACGAGGUCAAGAUCCUGCGCGCCAGGAUUGUGGAAGAAGGGAACGAAGAGUGA
Molecule: messenger RNA, 489 nt
Organism: Aspergillus puulaauensis
Lineage: Eukaryota; Fungi; Ascomycota; Eurotiomycetes; Eurotiales; Aspergillaceae
Gene: cyp1
Product: putative peptidyl prolyl cis-trans isomerase (CypC)
Exons: 3
Coding region: 1-489 (162 amino acids)
Biological process (GO): protein peptidyl-prolyl isomerization; protein folding
Cellular component (GO): catalytic step 2 spliceosome
Molecular function (GO): peptidyl-prolyl cis-trans isomerase activity
Source: RefSeq, a predicted model, not a curated record